AUGUCAUCGCGAUUUCCCGAGCGAGCAAGCUCGAAGCGCAGCCGUUCUCGCUCCCCGUCGCGUCAUCCUCAGAAGCACCCACGCCGAUAUGACGACCGAGACCAGCAAUACGACUCCAGCAGGGCCUGGAGAGGCGAAGAAGGUCGUCCGUCGCAGUCGCGACCGCGGAAUAUGAAGGACCAGGUGCGGCUCAAUCAGCUUCAGGAAGAUGAGCAGGUCCGAGAAUGGGUGGCGCAGGAGGACAUCUUCGUUCUCAAGCAGGCCAAAAAGAAGGCAGAGAUCCGGGUGAAGGAAGGCAGAGCCAAGCCGAUCGAUUGGCUCACUGUUACUCUACGGGUGAUCGAUCCUACGAGGAACCCUCUAGAUGAUGAAAUCGCCGAUUCGGAGCUCGAUCUGGUGGACCCCGAUGGUGUCUUUGAAGGACUGUCGGCGGCACAGUUGCUGGAUCUAGAGAAGGAUAUUGAUACCUUCUUGGGUCUGGAGAAGAACUCGCAGAACCGGGAGUUUUGGAAGACGAUGAAGGUCAUCUGUCGAGAUCGCCAAAAGAUCACCGGGCCUGAAGGUCGUGCGCUCAGCUCCGUGGCUUCCGACAUCAACCGAUUGCUGAGUCCCAAGUCCUACGAACAACUUCAGACACUCGAGGUGCAAGUUAGGAGAAAGUUGGAUUCGAACGAACCCAUCGACACAGACUACUGGGAAGAACUUCUGCGCAGUCUCACUGUUUGGAAAGCUCGCGCCAAGCUGAAGAAAGUGUUUCAAGAUGUCAUAGAUGAGAGAGUUAAGGGGCUGCGCACACAACAGUGCGAGGAGGCCGAAUCUGUGCGAGCGAAGCUCGCUCCGCUGGCUCCCUUUAUCCGGGCCCCCUCGGGGAGUGACGCUCAACCCGAUCAUCACGACUUUGAAGGUCUCGAUCCGGACCCAUUGCUUCAGGUUCGUCCAGAGGACAAGAUACUGGAGAUUGUCGAUGAAAGUGCUUUUCUUGGUCAAGUGGCCCGGGAACGACAAAAAAUCUUGAAGAUGGGAUUUGUGCCGCUGCGCCAGCGACAUGCGGAGAAGCCUUCGGCUACUCCCCUGAACCAAGCAACAAACAUGCCAGUUCCUAGCGCCCUAACUAGGUUCUCGGCCAUCCCCAACGAUGACUUUUCUCAAGCGACCAAGGCCCUCUAUGAACGCGAAUUGGCGAAGGGAGUGAGUGAAAACGAAGAGAUCUUCACUGGCGAGGAAGCUGUAAGCUCCGGCGCCCAACCUUUGUGGGCAGGCAAGUAUCGACCCCGCAAGCCGCGGUACUUCAACCGUGUUCAAAUGGGCUACGAGUGGAACAAGUACAACCAAACCCACUAUGACCACGACAACCCACCCCCGAAAGUCGUCCAGGGCUACAAGUUCAAUAUAUUCUACCCAGAUCUGAUUGACAAGACCAAAGCUCCGACCUACCGUAUCGAGCGGGAAAAUGGCCGUAAGCGCGGUCAGUCCUUUGCGGAAGCAGGGGAAGAAGAUACUUGUCUCAUUCGUUUUAUGGCCGGCCCACCGUAUGAAGAUAUCGCCUUUCGCAUUGUGGAUAAGGAGUGGGAUUACAGUGCCAAGCGAGAACGCGGUUUCAAGAGUACUUUCGACAAAGGAAUUCUGCAACUACAUUUUCAAUUCAAGCGGAUCUACUACCGGAAGUAA
Molecule: messenger RNA, 1668 nt
Organism: Aspergillus fijiensis CBS 313.89
Lineage: Eukaryota; Fungi; Ascomycota; Eurotiomycetes; Eurotiales; Aspergillaceae
Product: splicing factor cactin
Exons: 5
Coding region: 1-1668 (555 amino acids)
Biological process (GO): mRNA cis splicing, via spliceosome
Cellular component (GO): spliceosomal complex; cytoplasm
Molecular function (GO): protein binding
Source: RefSeq, a predicted model, not a curated record